Messenger RNA from Blumeria graminis f. sp. triticale, 3057 nucleotides. NCBI's taxonomy places the organism in Eukaryota, Fungi, Ascomycota, Leotiomycetes, Helotiales, Erysiphaceae. The record is from the annotation of a GenBank genome assembly.
AUGUCAUCAGCAGAUGUCGCUGCCCCUAUGGCAAAUGCACAUGGACCAUUAUUGAGAACACCAACCGCAAUAUCAUUUAACACCCGAAGAAGCGCCGGCGACGGAGUAUCUGGCGCAAGCCAGGCUCCAUUGCAAAGUAUGAGCGAAAGUUCACGCUCCUCUCAAGCAUCUGGCUCAACACCUUACGCAUCUCCAUCAACAACAUCGCUACCAUCUAUGUCAAGCUCCUCUAACCUGGUACCGUCAAACCCACAGCCUCAAAAUGGCGGGCCAGUUAUGCCUACAAACAAUAUUAUAAACCAGAGAGCUGACGCUUCAAAAUCACUUUAUCAAAUAUGUGUUGGCCUGCGACUUAGACUAGAACACGUACCUGGGUUCAGUGAACAUUUCGAAGACUCAGAGGAUACUGAUAGCGGAGAAGAAUCGGAUCCAGUAUCUUUCUUAUGGCGCUGUCUUCGGAAAGGUGUGCCUCUGCUAACCAUAUACAACGUAUUACAAGCCCAAGAACCACUGCGUCUUGAUGACAACAUGCCAGCUGCGAAAAGACCCAAGGUAGCAGCGUUUAAAUUCGUCGAGGCUUGCUUAAAGGGGAAUCUGCAUUUAUCCGCGGGCGACUGUUUUGCACUUCAGGACUUAUUUGGAGAUGACACAACCGGAUUUGUAAAGGUCACCCAUGUAAUCAAUAUUGUACUCGAUGUAGCAGAAAGACAAGGUCUACUUCUAACAUCAGAGGAAAAAAAUACAAUACCGACAGAAAAACCCCCAAUUAAGAUGAGCUAUAGAGAUCAUGUCGUUCGAGAGCUGGUAGAUACCGAACGGAAAUAUGUACAGGAUCUUGAAAACUUGCACCAAUUAAAACAAACCAUCGAGCAGAAAGGUGUACUUCCAGGCGAUUUGAUACACGAUAUUUUUCUCAACAUAAAUGCUAUAAUAGAUUUUCAAAGAAGGUUUCUGAUCAAGAUUGAAACAACUAACUCUCAACUAGCAAAAGAUCAGAACUGGGCACUGCCCUUCAUUAACUUAGAAGAUUCUUUUUCGAUUUAUCAGCCUUUUAUCGCAAACCAGCGAAAAGCAGCUUCCAUUGCCAAACGGGAAUUCGAUAAAAUCUCAUUGGCUGACCAUCCAGUUGUUGUCGACUUCAAUACUUUAGAUGGGUUCCUUCUAAAGCCAAUGCAGCGACUCGUGAAAUACCCUCUUCUACUAAAGGACAUGCGAGAUAAAACUAACGUAGAUGAAGCUAAAAAAGCUGAUUUAACACUAGGCAUUGAAUCUUCCAACAGAGUCCUUAAACAGGCAAAUGAAGCUGUCGAUCGAGAGCUAAGAACUGAAGCUCUAAAUGAUCUUUGUUCUCGAGUUGAUGACUGGAAAAACCAUCGUGUCGACCAAUUCGGAGACCUUUUGCUCCACGGAUACUUUCCUGUCCUCACUGGAAAGAGUGACGUCCAGAAAGAGUAUAACAUUUACUUAUUUGAACGUAUCUUACUCUGUUGCAAAGAUCUUAAUCCCAAUAAAAGUAAAGACAAAAUAAUUGGUAGUCAGAAAGAUAGGAAAGAUAAGAAAGACAAGAAUAAGAAAGAUCCAAGCAAGAAUAAGCUUCAACUAAAGGGGCGAAUAUUUAUGACCAAUGUAACAGAGGUUUUAUAUCUAGCAAAGCAGGGGUCCUACACUGUUCAAAUCUUCUGGAAAGCAGAUCCAGGAGUAGAGAAUUUUAUAAUAAGGUUUUCCAACGAAGAGACAAUGAAAAAAUGGUACGAAGGUGUAGAUUGCCAGAGAAAACAUCAAGAAAGUAGCACAUCUUCUGCUAGCAGCUCCGACUUGCAAACACCUAGCUUCACCUGGAAUCAUCAAACAGGCCAGCCCGAAAAUCCGUACACACAACAAGAUGAAAGUAGAGAAGAUGAGGUUACAGAAGUAGCGACUAUUCAGCCUCUUCCAAACUCAACAUAUCCAGGUCCCUCUAUGACCCGAAAUCCGUCAAUGACUAGUCUUCGACUAAGAUCCACCCCCGGUGAGACCCCUCAGUCACUAGUCGGUAUCGCUAGAGCACCCCCUCCACGAUAUCCAUUAAGUUCGAAGGCUUCAAGUGGCCCCCUCAGUCUACAAACCCAACUCUCGCCUGCUCACCGAGGAGGCGACUCAUACUUUUCUCCGGUCACUGAAUCCAUUGCAGAGUCACCGGUCUCAUCGAGAACCAGCACAACAUCCUCGGUGUUUCAAUUCCCACGCCAAGGGACACCUCAAAACAACUGGGAGGAGCACAAUCGCUAUACUGCUCCUGCGGCGCCUCGGGCACCUUCACGAGGUAGUCAAAAUAACUGUGACUCUUACCAGAUGAAUAGUCGAACACCUCAGCGGCCUUCGUUGCCAGCUAUGUCAUCACAAUCUCAAGCUAGCUUUGCACAACAACGAAGUCGAUCCUACAGCACUCCGGAUAUCAAUGUCCAAAAUGGCCUAAGGCGGCUACCAAAUGGGGCUCUCAGUCAAGUUCCAGCUGUUCCUGGAAUACCAUCUCACCUACAUCCUGGAUAUGACACAGGAAUACCCCGGUCACAAAAUUUAUCCCUAAACGGGAAUAACUUGGGUACCAGUAGUCAAAUUUCCGGGAGUAAUAGAGAAAGACCAGGCCAGGGCCAUCAUUUGUAUCAAAAUACGUCUUACAACCGAGCCAAUGUAAAUCACAUGCCCAUGACACCCCUUGAAAAUAGGAUAAUCUCACCUGGUAGACCUCCAUCAGUAGAUAGUGACCCGAGCCUACCCACUCAAUUGAAAGUAAAGGUUAAUUGUGAUGGAAAUUAUGUUACUCUUGUAGCAGCUUUCAACAUAACGUAUCAGUCACUCGUUGACCGGAUUGAUGCGAAAGUAGGAAGAUUUUCUAGUAACGCUAUAUCUCAGGGAACUAUGCGACUCCGAUACCGGGACGAAGACGGUGACUUUGUCACUAUCGAAUCAGAUGACGAUAUCCAAAUUGCGUUUCAAGAGUGGAGAGACUCUCAGAAACAACAAAAUCAUCAAGGUUCCCUGGGAGAAAUCGAACUGUUUUGCCUCAGCGCUGAUUAA